CUGCCACCUAAUGGACUGGAUUGUGGUGCAUGAAAAAAACCUCUGAAUUCUCUCUAUUCUCCUUAGGUAUCAUUAAAUGUGAGGACAUGUUCGAGCUACAUUCGGUGCAGCUGGAGCUGGAGGCCGUGGAGAAGCAGAUCCGCGACCUGGUGGAGAAGCAGGCCCAGCUGAGAGAGCGGAGAGCCGCGCUGGAAACAUCCCGGGCUGACACUCACAAGUCCGGGGUAAGUAUACAGCGCGCUGCUAACACUCCCACCACCUCUACUCCGUGUGUUUCUCUGCACAGGCCCUGUGCACCCAGGACACGAUCUUCCCAGGUGUCCUUCACUCCGGCGCUGGGACACCACGGACCCUGGGUGCACCAGCAGCGGAAGACGCGAGCCAGGCCCCGGGUGAUGACCUCUCCCCCUCCGCCACCUCCGGUCUUCGAGAUCUCCACCCGGAACCGCUUCGCUCCCCUCCGCGAGACGGAACGCGGCGCUGUGAUCGUCGGAGACUCCAUCGUCCGGCACGUCCGUGCUACGUUAGCUGAAGGUACAGUGCACACUCACUGUUUCCCUGGUGCUCGUGUUCUCGAUGUUUCCGAGCAGAUACCCGUGAUCCUGAAGGGCGACGAGAGCAUCGGCGCUGUCAUGCUGCACGCGGUGGUUAACGACACCAAGCUGCGGCAGACGGAGACACUGAAGAGGGACUUCAGGAGCCUGAUAGAGGCGGAAAAAAGAAAAGAGCCCAGAGAGGAAAUGGAGAUGACGUGUCCAGUUGUUCCGGGUGACCAGGUAUAUCUGAGGGUAUUCCAGAGAAAAUGGAAUGAGCCCAGGAGAGAGGGACCCUACAAAGUGGUGAGAGCUACUCCAAGUGGAGGAAAGCACAACCUGGUAUCAUCUAAACCACUGUACUAG
Molecule: messenger RNA, 899 nt
Organism: Onychostoma macrolepis
Lineage: Eukaryota; Metazoa; Chordata; Actinopteri; Cypriniformes; Cyprinidae
Exons: 3
Coding region: 30-899 (289 amino acids)
Source: RefSeq, a predicted model, not a curated record